AUGGCAGAAUUUCCUGAUCUUGGAAAACAUUGUACAUUAAAUUCUUGUAAUCAACUUGAUUUUACUCCAUUUUUAUGUGAUAAUUGUAAAAAUUAUUAUUGUGGUAAACAUAGACAUACUCAUGGAUGUGAUAUAGAAGAUAAACAAAUUUCUAAUGAAGAUGCUAAAAAGAAUCCUAUGAAAAUAUUUUUAUGUUCAGCAGAAAAUUGUAAUAAUAAAGAAGUCUUAAGAAUUGAAUGUACAUAUUGUCAACUUAAUUUUUGUUUGAAUCAUAAAAAUCCUGAAGGACAUCAAUGUAAAUGUUUACCAGUUACAAAAGAAAAAGAAACUUUACUUCCUCAGGCAGUUAUUGAUAAAAUUAAUCAAGAUGUAAAAGAAAAAAAAUUAUUAAGUGAUAUUAAGCCAAUUAAUAAAAAAAUAAAAAUUCUUACAGAAAAAGAAAGAAUGAAGAUGGAAAAAAUGGAGACAAUGAGAUUAAAAAUGCGUGAUUCUAAACUUAAUAUACCUGAGGAAGAAAAAUAUGUAAUUUUCUUAACAACACAUGAUCAAAAGAUCAGAGGAGCUCUUGUUUCUAAAUGUUGGAUGUUUGGAAGAUGUAUAGAUGAAUUUAUUAAACAAAAUCCAGAUAUUAAAAUAGAUAUUAAAAGUGUAAAAUUUUUUAAUGAAACAGGUCAAGAAUUAAGUUUUAGUGAUUCUUUAAAAACAAUAUUUCCUAAUUCUGUAGGGAGAUUAACCUAUCAGUAA
Molecule: messenger RNA, 744 nt
Organism: Strongyloides ratti
Lineage: Eukaryota; Metazoa; Nematoda; Chromadorea; Rhabditida; Strongyloididae
Product: AN1-type zinc finger protein 1
Exons: 1
Coding region: 1-744 (247 amino acids)
Biological process (GO): proteasome-mediated ubiquitin-dependent protein catabolic process; protein targeting to ER
Cellular component (GO): cytoplasm; endoplasmic reticulum
Molecular function (GO): zinc ion binding
Source: RefSeq, a predicted model, not a curated record